Messenger RNA from Dermochelys coriacea (leatherback sea turtle), 7683 nucleotides. It is a transcript of the gene LRRC57, whose product is annotated as leucine rich repeat containing 57. The transcript is spliced from 6 exons. Gene Ontology annotation, molecular function: protein binding. The record is from RefSeq and is a predicted model, not a curated record. NCBI's taxonomy places the organism in Eukaryota, Metazoa, Chordata, Testudines, Dermochelyidae. The coding region runs from base 376 to 1092 and encodes 238 amino acids.
GGCUCGGCUGGCCGGGCGAGAAGGGGGCAGCGCCGCGGCGGCGGCCGAUGGGCUCUGACUGGGGGCGGCGGCGUGAGGCGUCUCUGACUUUGUUACGCAGCCCGAAGCGGAGCCGCCUUUGGGCCUCCUCCAAGAAGAGCUGGCCCGUGCUGGGAGCUCGGGCUGGCUGGAGCUGCUAGAGCUCCUGGGGGUGGGGCGGUCCCUCCUUCCCCUUGAUACUCUAGAACCCAAGGGCGGCUGUUCUGGGGGUUUUAGGUUGACGCUGUCCCUAUAAGGAAAAUUGGGUUCAUGUAAUCCAGUGCAGCGUGAUUGAGAGAGACUGGACUGGGUUUGUGCCUUAAACAAAAUCUGUAUACUUGACACAAGACCAGCAAGAUGGGAAAUAGUGCCUUAAAAGCUCACUUGGAGACAGCCCAGAAAACAGGCGUGUUCCAGCUAACUGGAAAGGGUCUGUCUGAGUUUCCUGAAGACCUGCAGAAGCUAGCUAACAACUUAAGAACAAUAGAUUUGUCAAACAACAAAAUUGAGAUCCUGCCACCACUGAUGGGAAAGUUUUCUGUUCUUAAGAGUCUUGCUUUAAAUAACAACAAACUGACUGCUCUACCUGAGGAGCUGUGUAAGCUGAAAAAACUCGAGACCUUGCAUGUGAAUGGCAACCAUCUGUCGCAGCUGCCUGCCACCUUUGGACAACUCUUGGCUCUCAAGACCCUGAGCCUUUCUGGAAACAAGCUUCGAACUGUGCCCACCCAACUCUGCAGUCUUCAUCACCUAGAUGUGGUGGAUCUCUCAAGAAACCAGAUCCAGAGCGUGCCAGACACAGUGGGGGACCUGCAGGCCAUUGAACUCAAUUUGAAUCAGAACCAGAUUUCCCAGAUCUCAGUGCAGAUCUCUCAUUGUCCACGCCUCAAAGUCCUGCGUUUGGAAGAGAACUGUCUAGACCUCAGCAUGCUUCCUCAGAGCAUACUCAGUGAUUCCCAGAUCUCAUUGCUUGCAGUGGAGGGUAAUCUCUUUGAAAUCAAGAAACUCAGAGAACUGGAGGGCUAUGACAAGUACAUGGAGCGGUUUACAGCCACCAAGAAGAAGUUUACAUGAUGGACUGCUGUUCUGAGUCUGGACAUCUUCAUUGGACAUAAAAGAUGGUGACCAAAGCAGCAUAAUCAGCAGCACAGUCUGCUUGGAACGACAACUUAAACCAAGAUUGAAAGUUUUGGGCUUGAUGAUGGCAAUGAGGAAACUGACAAUAUUCAUUUCAUAAGUCUGCUAUGUUGCUGCCACUCCCACUUCAAAUAAAAAUAUGAUAUUGGGGAAACUGCAACCUAGGCAUUGAACUGUUAAAUUUAGCUAGAAGCUGGUUAUACUUAAUUUCUCUCUUUGAAGGAUGACUUGUGUAGAGAAAGGAGUAUAUAAUCCCUCCCUAGUUGAUAAGCUUUUUUCACAACAGUUGCUACUGCAUCCUUAUAAAGGGGAGUUAGCUAUUGUUUAAAGUUGGAUACUUGCAUCUGAUGUGUUUGCCUGGUAGUGUACUGCAGUUCUGCUACCCCAAUAAUUCCAAAAUAUUAAAUUAUAUUACAAUACUUGCUGUAAAUGUCCUCUAACCUGGAGGUUAACUUUCACAGCUCUGUUGUAAUAGUAAAAGUUGUGUACACUUCAUGAAGCACAAAUGGUUAAAUGAGCUCACAUGGUUAAUUUAUCUUGUCUAUUUUAGAUUAACUGCUUUAGUAAUCAAAUCUUGUUUCUAUCUUUUCUCUUACCAGUUAUAUCAAUUCACAGUACAAUUUACGGGAUGUCUAACUUAUGGAGAAACACUAUUCCGUUCUGCUUGAACAUACUGCUAUUGAAUGGACUAGACAGGUUUUCUCUGUCUUCAGUAAAAUGUAGUUUUCUGGAAAAACUUAUCUUUGCACUGAUGAGCCCUCACAUCUGCAGAGCCAUGUCUAAAACUUUUUCACCUUAUUACAGCUGCCUUACUACCAAAAGCACCCAGCAAGAGCUAAAAAUGUAUGCAAUUACAUAACAGGUACUAAAAUAAAUUUAACUUGUGUAUUUAUUUUACUAAAACACUUAAAGUGUAGUUUAAAUAUCUCAAUUCUAACCAUAUUUCUGCCACUUCAAUGUGAUUAUAUUACUAAGCUUACCUAAAGGGUUUAUUUUACCAAUCUUAGAUUUUUUUUGAAUAAAACUACUUGUGACAAUCUAAAAAUAAAGACACUCCUUUUGCAAAGAGAAAAUGGCUGAUAGACAAGAAGCCUUUGAGUGACAAGUUAGUUAAAUACUAUUACCUGUUCAAAAAUAAUUAUGUAGAAAUUCUACUAGAAAAACUUGCACAGUAGAAGACCAGUCCUCAGGGAUUUCUAAGAGCAGUUCCUAAGGCAUCAUUUGUAAACCGCUCAAAUGCUUAGUCAGUUCCAUAGAUGAAUGUACACAAGAUGUAAAUAUGGAGUAAGAUGUAAAACCUUUCAAAGCUGUUGGGAAAGGUAGAGCAUGAAGAAGUGGUUAUACAGAAGGUUCAAUAAGAGUCAGAUAUAACAGCUGAAGUUGCAGAGUAAACAAAUGUUGAGCAGACUGGCAUUUAACUUUCUCCACAAGGAUGGUAGAGUAGUGUAUAUACAAUAUGUGCCUAAAGCAAUGGCAGACAUAGCAAAGAACUAACUGGCUGAACUCAACACCACCCAUAGCUUGAAAAGCUCUGCACAUACUCUACUUUGAGGAGUGUGGUGAAUUUUAAAUCCCAGCAGAUGCAAGCAGUUACUUUUUGAAGGACAAUUUCCUCCAUGUUGGACUUGAUUUGGUUUCUAAUCUUCUUCACUAAAAUUCACCAUCUCUGCGUAUGUGGUGGCUCUAGGGACAAAGCAAUACCAUCAUUAGCACAGGUAAAGUGCUAGUCAUCCUUAAGAGUGAGCUCACUUCAUUCAAGAAGUUUGAAAGUACAUAGGUAAUGUAUAAGUUUCCCAUCCUUCGAGUGAGUACUAAUUUUACCUAUAGCUCAAACUGCUAAACACUAAGUACAUAUACACUUACUGGGGAUUGAUACUGUGGCAAUUGAUCAACUGGGGUUGAGUUAGAGGGUCUAGUGAAGACCUGCUAAGUUGACUGCAGAUCACUCUCCCAUAGAUUCCAGUACUCUAUGGGAAUGAGAAGCAUAAGGUAAGUUGAUGGGAAGAGUUAAUGUAGCUGGAGUUACGUAACUUAGGUCAACUUAGCCCUGUAGCGUGUGUGAGCCACAAGCUAGGGGAGACUAGUCAUUCUGUGCCCCACACUGGAGCCCAGAGCAUACUCCCUUACCCCCCACAGCUUGUGCCUCUAGCCCCAGGGUGCCCCCUAGCCCUGGAGCAACAGGAGGGUGGGCAGCACAGCUGCAGCCUCCCCAGCACCAGGAGGGUGAGUGGCACAGCCCAAGCUGAGGCCAUCCACAGUGAGACUGGAGCGGGGCUGAGCAGGAAGGGGGGGGCCUGGGCCCAGAACAUGGGCAGGGCCACACUUGACUGUUUGGGGAGGCACAAUCUCUCCCAAUUGAUGAUACCUGCUGCCCAUACCCUGUAGUGUAGGCCAGACCUCACACCUACUUUCUGUAAAGCAUAAGUAGAUAAGGAAUAUUAUAUAAAUAAGUGAUUGUGUACCUUCCACCAGUAAUUUAUCUAGUUCUAAACUACUGCACUGUCUCGUAACUUUAAAAAGAGUCCACCUUCAUCAUGCUGCUUAAUGGGAGUAGAACAAACAUGUAAAUUCUCCCAUGUGGAAAGUAGGUGAGUACAGGAGUUCAGCAUUUGAAAGAGGAGGUAGUUUAAAUGUGCAUGUUGUUUGAGCCUUCUGUAUGUAGUACUAGGCUGAAGCUUGUCUAGAGGCAGCACCUUCUUUCAAACAAGAGCCUUGAAGGCAACACAGUUCCUACAAGAAUAUUUCAGAUUCUGGCAGCCAGAAGCUAGAAAUGUAAUGUGGCCAGUGAACCAAGUACUACCUUUUGAAACCUGGCUUAGAGGAGCAAAACAUGCUCUUGCCCUCUCUAACCUGAAAAAAAUUGAUAGGUUGUUUAAGUAACAGUUGUGGAACAGCAGAAGCACCAAUGAAUGGUUUAUGCUACGUUAUACUUCAGGCAGUGCAGACCACCAAUCCUAUGUAGCCGUUCACAAGCUCUUGAUGUACUCAACACAGACACACCAUCUCCCACUUUCUCCCACACAAGUAGUCCAUAUUAAAGCAGUAACAUUCCUUGCUUGUUUAUGGAUUGUACAUGGGCAAGCUUCUUCCAUUCCUGGUAGUGUACUUAUCACUAAGUUGUGGGUGGCCUUACUAGAUGAGCAGGGGAAAAAAAGGGGUAGGUUCCUUCCUUCUUUUUCCCUCAGCUACAGCAAAGUCCACAAGCUACUCCCACUUCUAUUUGUUUGUGACAUUCUUUUCUGAAUAGUGCUUUUCUCUGGCAUACAUGGCAGGAAAGUGUUUUGUUUAUCUUAGACAUGUGGCCUGCUAUGUCUUGUAGAAAGUAGGAUCUCCUUCAAUAGAUGAAUGGCAACUGAUUCCCCAAAAACACUUUCUGGCUAUCUUUUUCAAAAAUUAGAAAAACCUCAGCCUUUACAGUGGACUAUUUGACUCUUGUCUUCCAGCCUGAAUGAGCACUUCUGCUGUAACUUUCCCUUUGCAAUGAGUCACUGUCACAUACCAGCUAGACAGAAUAACAUCAGCUUUACAAAGCAGAUUAAUGGAAAAUAGCAUGCAAGGGAUCAUCAGGCAAAUAAAACAGUGAAAAGGUCUUAACAGAUCCCACAUCCUCAGGGUCACCAUUAAUUCUGAUCAAGAUGGGAGUAGCUCCAUUAGAUGACACUGAUAGAGCCUUCUUUUACCUCCUGCAGGACAACCAACCACUUGUCAGACCAAAAGCGAAAUGGGGGAAAGGCAUAUAAGUCAGAGAGGAGCCAUUUCACCUGUCACUUAGAACUGGUCAGCAGGCUCUAGCCUUUUAGAUGGCUAGGUAACUUUUCAAACAAUAGCUAAAUAAACCUAGCAGUGUUCUAUAAUGUAUAUCCUUGUAUUAAUGUACAUUGCUUCUACUAACACUAAGAUUUCUGAGGUACAGGAUAGAUAGAUUUGACUAUACUAACUAAAAUGUAAUCUGUAUAUGCCUCAGAAGGCACCUUAUGUUUUCCUUAUACACUCCUCCCACUCACCCCUUUCAGCCACAGUUCAUUUGUCCUUUUCUCUGUAUUCCUGUCUGUAUGAUGCCUCACAGUCCCUUCCAAUUCUUGUGCACCUGUUUCCCCCUCAGCUGUACCCACAUACUCAACAUUUAACCACGAGGCUGCUUCUUCAAAUUCAGCUUAAGUUAGUAUUGAAUGCAACUAACUGCAUACGUAAAAUGAGGUGGCAGCUUCAAAGUAUAGUACUUAGUGGCUGCAUGUACAUAGCACAAGCCACAACUGGCAUUUACUGGUAAUGUCAGAAGACAAAAGAUGGAAUGAUGAAACAACUGCACCGUCAUUUUAUGGACAAGUAGGGAGACUACAUUAGGAUAGUGUAUUACUCUUCUAUAAGAGUAAUUUACACACUUCAAAAUUUUUAUCCACCCUUGCUGUCUUCCUCCCAUCUCAAUGCUGUUGCAAUCUUAUCCACAAUUAUCCACCACUUUUAUUCCUUUAUCUAGCCUUUUAAUUUCUCCCCCCAGCUGUAUUUGCAUAGUGUUUUAGAAUACUAUUUACAAAAAAGGCACUUAAAGUAGAAUUUUGUUGUAGCAGAUCAGUAACAAAAACUGGAGUACUUUUGACAGCACGACAAGUCAGGCUAUGCAGACAGACAGCUCAUGGGUCAGGCUUUGUAUAAUAUAGUGGUGUUUAAAGGUGGUGCAGUAUAGGAAAAAGGGAAAAUCCCUAGAGUUCACUUAGACUGGAUUGAGGAGGAAUUGGUGCACAUUUUUCAUCACCAGAACUUUCAUUUGGCAAAAAUUUUCGAAACAAAACAAAAAAAAAAAAACAUGCAGCGCUGCUGCUUCUGCUUUGUCAUCCUAUGACAGGGAAAUCUGGAUCUUUCAAAAUCAGCUUUGAGAGGAUGAAAAGAAAGAUGGAGACACUUCACAUAAGCAACUGCUUGCUAGUAAUUACAACUUUAUACAAACACUUUAGGUAAGGAGUAUGCCAGGGUACGAAGGGAGAAUUAAUUUAAAAAAGGAACAGUUUCUGAACGUGCUCCUACCACUUGAGUUUUCCACUUUUCAGUACCGGGACCUCCAAGUAAAGAUGAAAGGUUAAGAUUGCAGGAAGUGAAAACUUAGUGGUAACUACUUAGUUCUCUCAAAUUGUCCAAAGGCAGGAGAUUGGGCUGUUUAUAGAUUAAAACAAUAUUAAUUAAUGGCAAAUACUUAAUAGUAAACAAAACUACAUUGAGUUAUAGAGUUCUAUAUUUUUUCAUACACAAUAUACAACAGUUUAACAAUGACUAAAAGCAGCAAUUCAAAUCAUCAUUUUUAAUGCCAUUAAGAAUCAGAUUUGCUUUGAGAAAAAAUGAUGCAUAUAAAUUGUUUGUUCUGUCCAGCAAGUAUGAUGAACAAGAAAUUAUGAUGUGUAAUAAGAUAAAUGCUUCUAACAGGCAACGCCAAAAGAUAGUAUUGCUGUGCAGUUUGCUCUGGAACAUUAAGGCACCGACUCCCUCAAGGACCCAUAUCUGUGUCCGUUACAAAACAUGUUAAUAUUCAGCUAAAAACCAAGCUAUAUCCCAGUGCUAUAUUACAUUGGCACACAAGAGUCGUAAGUGAAUCCCAAAUAAGCUACAUAAACAUGAAUAGUGUCAUUCAGGGCAUAAUUUUAAGCUGUGAUAUUAAUCUUCCAUGUACCCCCGACACAACAUUCUCUUAGCCAAUGUACCUAGUAUCUGUUGUAAUAGCUUGGGGAAUGAGACACGAGGUAAGAUGUUGCAAUAAUGAAAGGGAGGGGGGAAAAAAGUGUUCCAAAGAAUUACAGCAGAGGAGUUCUACAAUGUUAUACGUAGAACAACAAGAAAACAGUUUAAGUCUUCCAUUCCCAGCAGUACAUUUGCUUCUUAUUUAACUUAAAAGUAGCAAAGGCAUGCUCUGUACAAAGGUUCUUUCAAGUAAGCCUCUUAAAGUUGGUAUAAGGAAGUGUUAUCGGGUACUGGAAUCCUUUAAGCUUCACAUGCUGGGGGUUUUAGUGUACCAGUAGGUAAUGGCACCACAAAUGGUUCUUUGCUACUCAUGUUUUGUGUAUAUAUAUCCUUAGCUACUACUAGGAUUAAUGUACAGUUAAUUUUUUAUUAAAAAUCCAUUUUCCUUCCAGCUGUUUUGGAAGCCACAGAGGACAACAUGCAACCCCAGAGAAAUUUCUAUCACCCACAAAAGGUUGCUUCUCUUAAGCCUUAUUCUAACUAGAUUUUCCAUAAAAUUUGACCUGGCUUUCUGCUUAUUUUAUAUAGCAGUCCUCCCUUUUCUUUGUCAUAGUCAGAAUUCAUUUCUAGUAGCCCCUGCUGUGAACUGAUAACUGGGAUGCAUAGUUGUGUUGCACUCCCAUCACUUAAAGAGUUACCAAAUUACUCAUCUAAAUCUUUCAGGUUAAAGUCCCCUCCCUCUGCCCUUGGAUUUUCUACCAAAAAAAGUUUGACAACUACUCUGCAAAGAAUAAAUAAUCUUGAAUGUGAUUAAUUUGGUCAUUUAACUAGAUCACUAGAGGGGGGGAAAAAAUUCCAAAC